Molecule: messenger RNA, 977 nt
Organism: Pan troglodytes (chimpanzee)
Lineage: Eukaryota; Metazoa; Chordata; Mammalia; Primates; Hominidae
Gene: HBE1
Product: hemoglobin subunit epsilon 1
Exons: 4
Coding region: 410-853 (147 amino acids)
Biological process (GO): oxygen transport; hydrogen peroxide catabolic process
Cellular component (GO): haptoglobin-hemoglobin complex; blood microparticle; hemoglobin complex
Molecular function (GO): hemoglobin alpha binding; oxygen carrier activity; organic acid binding
Source: RefSeq, a predicted model, not a curated record
AGUGAAUGGGUCUCGCGAGAUCUGAUGGUGUUAAAAACCGGAGUUGCUCUACACAAGCUCUCUUUUUGCCUGCUGCCAUUCCGGUAGGAUGUGACUUGCUUCUCCUGGCCAUGGUUGUGAGGCCUCCCCAGCUAUGUGGAACUAUAGAUGAGGAGCCGACAAAAAAGAGCCUCAGGAUCCAGCACACAUUAUCACGAACUUAGUGUCCAUCCAUCACUGCUGACCCUCUCCGGACCUGACUCCACCCCUGAGGGACACGGGUCAGCCUUGACCAAUGACUUUUAAGUACCAUGGAGAACAGGGGGCCAGAACUUCGGCAGUAAAGAAUAAAAGGCCAGACAGAGAGGCAGCAGCACAUAUCUGCUUCCGACACAGCUGCAAUCACUAGCAAGCUCUCAGACCUGGCAUCAUGGUGCAUUUUACUGCUGAGGAGAAGGCUGCCGUCACUAGCCUGUGGAGCAAGAUGAAUGUGGAAGAGGCUGGAGGUGAAGCCUUGGGCAGACUCCUCGUUGUUUACCCCUGGACCCAGAGAUUUUUUGACAGCUUUGGAAACCUGUCGUCUCCCUCUGCCAUCCUGGGCAACCCCAAGGUCAAGGCCCAUGGCAAGAAGGUGCUGACUUCCUUUGGAGAUGCUAUUAAAAACAUGGACAACCUCAAGCCCGCCUUUGCUAAGCUGAGUGAGCUGCACUGUGACAAGCUGCAUGUGGAUCCUGAGAACUUCAAGCUCCUGGGUAACGUGAUGGUGAUUAUUCUGGCUACUCACUUUGGCAAGGAGUUCACCCCUGAAGUGCAGGCUGCCUGGCAGAAGCUGGUGUCUGCUGUCGCCAUUGCCCUGGCCCAUAAGUACCACUGAGUUCUCUUCCAGUUUGCCAGUGUUCCUGUGACCCUGACACCCUCCUUCUGCACAUGGGGACUGGGCUUGGCCUUGAGAGAAAGCCUUCUGUUUAAUAAAGUACAUUUUCUUCAGUAAUCAAAAA